Molecule: messenger RNA, 1241 nt
Organism: Anthonomus grandis grandis
Lineage: Eukaryota; Metazoa; Arthropoda; Insecta; Coleoptera; Curculionidae
Exons: 6
Coding region: 125-1162 (345 amino acids)
Source: RefSeq, a predicted model, not a curated record
UACUUUCUUCAGAGAAUACCCACGUAAAGUUCGCAAAUCUGAGAUUUCAGUAAUGCAGAAGCAUGUAUUCAAAACAGUUGUUUAAUUAGUUUAAUUUUAUUUAUUUUAUCACUUUUAAUUGAAAAUGUGGCUUAAGAUCUUUUUAAGUAUCUGUUUAUUCUUACAUAUUGCGAAAUGUUCAAAUACUGAAAACAGUAAGUUUUUGGGAAAUAGUUUUUAUGAAGAGGAAAGAAGAAACGGGAAGCGAAAGAAAAGACCAGGAUACUCAGGCAAUGGGGGUAACUCUCCAUGUAAUUUUGGAGGUGGCUAUAGCAGACCAAGAAGUGAAGAAUUAGGCAGAACCUUUUUCGACUUACAAUAUUUCAAUUUUGAACAAAACUACCACUACAAUAUUAACUGCGGAGGAGGCGGCAACUAUCCCGCGCAUACUCCUUCCCAAAUUAAUAAGCCUAUAUCGGAUAACUUAAGUCAAAUUGGGCAUAAACCAUUAGGAGGGCAUCAUAAGCCGAUUCUCCAUAAGCCAGGUGGUCAUGAAAAUGGGUUUGAAGGGAUAAUCGGUGGAAAUGGAGGUCAUAAACCAGGAGGAUUAGGCUCCUUUGGAGGUGGAGGGGGACAUAAGCCCCACAAGCCAUUGGGCGGAGGAAUUUUUAAUAGACCUGGAGGUAUUUUCGGAGGAAAUAAUGACAAUGAAGGUGCUAGUACUGCUCCGUAUAAUGGCCCUUUUGCGGGGAUUUUUCCUUCACCACCACAGGUGGCCAACGGGUUUUCUCAAGGCAUUCAAACUUUCAUAGGGACAAUCCCAGCUAUUGGUCAAAGCUUUCAGUCUAUAUUGCCAAAUUUCAAUGAUUUUCAGUUUUCACAGCGACCACAAUUAUUUAAUCCUGCUGGUAGUUCAAAUAAGCCUUUUAAUAAUUAUAAUCGCCCACAAGGAGGAACAAGUCCUCCAUAUGUCUCAACCACAAUUCCAACAACUACCAUUGAUCCAGGGGAUAUAAUUUAUUCAGACCAAAUUAAACCGGUACAUGAAGAUUAUGAUCCUAUUACGGAUCCAUACUUUAAAGAUCGAAGGCCUCCAAAUAACCGUUACUAUGGAAGGCAACAAGACGUAGGGACUUUCCGAAGUAGAAGCUCUGAUAUACGACAUUUUCGAUUUGCCUCAUAGUUUAUUCAUGUGUAAUAAUUUAUUAAAAUAAUUUUUUAAAUUAAUUUUUAAGUUAUACUAUUAAACGCUUUGUAAUUAA